Camelina sativa (false flax) is the source of this 1037-nucleotide messenger RNA. Its product is annotated as putative transcription repressor OFP9. Gene Ontology annotation, biological process: negative regulation of DNA-templated transcription. Lineage: Eukaryota; Viridiplantae; Streptophyta; Magnoliopsida; Brassicales; Brassicaceae. The record is from RefSeq and is a predicted model, not a curated record.
UUUUUAUUUGCGUUUAACAAACAUCCCCCAUCCUCAAAACCCCCAACUAUAAUGUGUGACUUAAUCGUCAACAUGAAAAUCACAAACAGAACACAAGAAGAAACAGAGAAAGAUAACAAGAAACAGAACAAACAAUCACAACACCAAACAAGAGAAGCAAGAAUCUGCAGCAGAGCUUUGUGUUGCAGCAACAAAGCAAGACUCAGCAUUUCUUCUUCUUCUCCCUCCUCGGUGGAGUCAGACAUAAGUUCUAGAUUUUCAGACCAGCACGGUUCACUCUCUAGCCUAGCACACUACAUGGUUCAGGAGAAGCUAGAGCAGAUGAUCAGAGAGACACAAGAAGCCACACAACAUCAAGCAAAGAUUAGGCAAGAAAAGGCGAGAAGAACAAGAAGAAGAAGCGAGGGUAGCAUCGGUAGCACCAAGUUCAUUGUCAUGAUGGCCAUGGAGAAAUUUUCUUAUUAUCCAAGAGAGGACUUUAGAGACUCCAUGGUGGAGAUGAUUGUAGCAAACAAAAUAAAAGAAGCAGAUGAACUUAGAAGCCUCUUGGAGUACUAUCUAUCGAUGAAUCCUCGCGAGUACCGGUCUGCCAUUCUCGAGAUCUUUUACGAGGUUUGUGCUGAUUUGUUUCGUAGCUAAAAGAGAAAAAAGAUCACUUGUUUCUUCAAAUGUGUGUAAGAUACUUGGUUUGUAACAAACCGGUUUUCUAAGUAAUAAAAUAGACCGAUUUGUAUAACAUUCAUAGACCAAGAGUAACUGAAACUAGAAACUUGAGGUUACAGAAGAAAACAGCACUGUGAUACAAUUUUUCUUUCAAUUUGGUAUAGAAUGCCAUAGUAUACCAAAUAUGAACUGAUGCUAAAGUGUUUGUUUAGCAAAGCGUUAACCGUACAGUUUAAGUAUGUAUCAAUGUAAAUAUAUAUUGUAUUUCUUAAGAGUAACAUCCAUUAUUAUAACUCUCCAACAGGUAAUAUAACAGUUACAUCACUAUUAAACAUAGACAAAUGGUUCUAUACUAGUAGUAUAUAUGUUACUCU